UAUUAAUAAUGGCUAUUAAAGGAUUCUUUGGACUGAUUGCCAGACUUCUCUGACUGGCUCAUAACUUAUCUCAGAUCUUCUUCUGGGGAUAUGAACUGUUCCUCAUCUUCAACAUUUGGGCUGAUAAAGGCGAAGUAAUUACAAACGUGAUGGAAUACCCAGAAGUUUUUGAAAAUCUCAAGAGAAUCCAACUCUUGCAGUUCUUUGAUGUCCUGUUCGGAAUCUUAGGAGUGACAAAGACAAACCCGGCCAUUAGCUUAUUACAAAUUGCAGCAAGAAAUUUUGUAGUCUUGACAGUGUUCGAGUUUAAUCUAAAGGCGAACUAUGCUUUUAUCGCGAUUAUCCCAUGGUGAAUUGCUGAGUUGGUUAGAUAUCCAUAUUACACUUUUGCUGACCUCGGCAUCACCGGAUUCCCAGGAAACUUGUUUAAAUUCCUUAGAAUGAACAUGUUCUUGAUCUUGUACCCAAUUGGAGUUAUAGGAGAGUGUUUAACCACUUGGGAAUCAUGGGAUAUCCUUGUCGAGGAGCGCCCAUACAGACUUGAGAUGCCAAAUAUUUACAACUUUGCAUUCGAUCCUAUCUAUUUCCAUGGAGCUUUCUUUGUAAUAUGCCCAUUAGGGAUGCUAUUCAUCUAUUCAACAUUGCUCGCAGCAAGAAGUAAAUACAUGUCUGGAAGCACAAAGAAGAAAGUUAAAUCAGAUUAGUUUUGAGUUCAAUUUCAAAUAUGA
Messenger RNA from Moneuplotes crassus, 728 nucleotides. NCBI's taxonomy places the organism in Eukaryota, Ciliophora, Spirotrichea, Euplotida, Euplotidae. The record is from the annotation of a GenBank genome assembly.